AUGACAUCGCAGCCAUACAAUAUUGCUAGACUGGAAUGUUCAACAAGUGAAUUAUUAAAAAAACAUGAGAAUUCUAUUCGAUUUUCUUCAAAAAAUAAGCGGUAUUUAUUUGAUUUAUCAAUGCAAUAUGCAAGAGACAUAAAUGCAAGAAUUGUAUAUUCGAGAUGGAGACCGAUUGAAAUUCCAGCAGACUAUAAUCCUAAAAGCAGCAAUACUGAACACAUAUUGAAACAUGAUGUAUUUGGAUAUGAACCAUCGAACGACUGUGAAUGGUAUUUAAACUUUGCUCAUACUCGUUUGUUUGUUGCAUAUUCUGGCUCAUUAUUUGCACAAGAUGAAAUGCAAGUAGCGGAAAACCCCUAUUUACCAAUGCUACUCGAAGAAAUCACGUUAAAAUCUCAGAAUAUAAUUGAAGUUACACCAUUGACAAGAACCACACAAGGACCAACACCAAUAUUAAUUCUCAAUUCGCCAAGAACAGUGUCUGUUGCUGUGAACAGAAACGUGGAAGAAGGCCGACCAGAUGGUCUGUAUGGCAAUGCAUUUGGCAAAGCAUCUUUAGAUGCCAUUAAAAAGGCAACAACACACUUAAAUCCACCAACUAUGAUCAAUUUAAUUGCAAUGGAAGCACCUCCUAGUGGAUAUGGAACAUAUUCGAGAGAACAAAUUGUUCAUAUAUUUCAAACAGCCUAUACGGGCUUUUUUGCAGCCAGAGAAGAAUCAGAGUCAGGUAAGAAAUGUGUCAUUCAUACAGGAUUAUGGGGUUGUGGAGCAUAUGGUGGAAAUAAAAUUUUAAUGACAAUAUUACAAAUUCUGGCGGCUAGAGUAGCCAGAAUAGAUGUAAUUAUUUAUCAUAUUAUGCCACAUGAGUCUACACAAGUUUAUUAUGAUGCACUGAAAUUAUUAGAUGAAGACUUAAUUCCACAAUGCAGUGACACUUCACAACAUGGAAUUGAUCUGUUGGACAUGGUGGAAUUAAUUUAUAAUUACAAGUUUAAAUGGGGAGAAAGUGAUGGAAACUAA
Didymodactylos carnosus is the source of this 1023-nucleotide messenger RNA. The record is from the annotation of a GenBank genome assembly. Lineage: Eukaryota; Metazoa; Rotifera; Eurotatoria; Philodinida; Philodinidae.